This is a messenger RNA of Pocillopora damicornis (cauliflower coral), 4859 nucleotides long. RefSeq names its product calsyntenin-1. Gene Ontology annotation, biological process: positive regulation of synapse assembly; positive regulation of synaptic transmission; homophilic cell-cell adhesion. The record is from RefSeq and is a predicted model, not a curated record. Gene Ontology annotation, molecular function: calcium ion binding. Gene Ontology annotation, cellular component: cell surface; postsynaptic membrane. Lineage: Eukaryota; Metazoa; Cnidaria; Anthozoa; Scleractinia; Pocilloporidae.
UUGGCUAGAGCGACGAAAAGAACCCGAGUAUUGGAUUACAAUUGAAGUUAAAGAUUUUUCAUCGACGUUUCUUCUCAGAUUUCAAGUAAGGGAUCAUCCGAAGGCCGCCCAUGUCGCCGCAAACGACUGUUGUAUUUUUCCUUGGCGUUUUGGUAGCGUUUUGCCUCGGCCUGGAGUUCGAGGAACGCGGAUUUGAUUUUGUCCAAAAGGAGUAUGCACGUGCUAUCACGGAAUACCAUGCUGUCAAUAAAACUGUGAUGCACAUCAGAGCUGUGGGAUGCGAAGGGCCUGUGAAGUAUACCAUAGCUCAGCCGGAUACACCUUUCAAGAUCGAUGAAAAAGGACAUGUUUGGCUUGUGAAGAGACUUAACUAUGACAAAGCAAGUUCCUAUCUGUUGAAUGUGACAGCAGAAGCUGGAGAUGGGAAAUGCAUUGCCUACACCAAAAUCCACUUUGAAGUUUUGAACAUGAACAAGCAUGCACCACAGUUCGAAUUUGAGAAGUACAGUUGUGAUAUUAUUGAGAAUACGCGAGAAAUGAGGUUUAAUCCACCCAUGAGGGUUCUGGACAGCGACAGUGGAAAAGCAGGAAAGAUAAGCAGUGUGAAAAUUGUGGAGUCUGGCCUUCCGUUUGUGUUCACUGUUGAUGAGAAAGGAAAUGUCCAGGGGAGGGCUACUAAAAACAUGGAUGCAGAAGAUAUCACAGACUACUUCUUUGAUGUCAUUGCCUGGGAUAGUGGAGAGCCUUCAAAAUCUUCCUUCCCCAUCAGCUUAGAGUGUGAAGUUGAUGAUGUGAAUGAGUUUGGACCGCAUUUUACGCCAGACACUUACCAGGCUAAGAUUGCUCGUGGAAAGACAUACUCUAACAUCACUCAGGUCUUUGCUGAAGAUAAAGACAUCGGUAUUGUCAGUGGCAGAGUUUGCAAGUAUGUUAUUGAAGGCUUCAAUCUUCCAUUCAAAGUCAAUGAUGAUGGUGUUAUCAGCAUUGAUCAGCCUCUGGGACGUGAUGCCUAUGAUUUAUAUGAGUUUCAAGUGGAUGCUAUUGACUGUGGUGGACAAAUGUCAAAGAGCAGUGCAAAAGUAGCAAUCUCUGUAGAAACAGUACAACCACCUUGUGCUGAAGAGUUUGUUGGACCAGCUAAACACAAGUUCACCUUACAGCAAUGCACUGGAAAAGUUUAUGUCACCCCUGACAUCACCUUGAACAAGUGCGCCAGAAAGCAAGAAAAGGGCAAAUUCUCUGCGAAUGUCAGUCUGGUAACCGAAGCAGGCAUGGGCUGUGACAGAGAAACAUUUGAAGGAUCAGAUAUGUUUACCCUUUGUGGGGCAAGCAACUUUAUUGAUCUGCUCCCCAAACCAGGAGUUGGUAGGGAAUGGACAGAGAACAUUGCAAAGAAGAAUGAAAAAGAUGCACUUGGCUUUUCAUUCAAUGGGAAGACAUAUGUGGACAUCCCUGAUGAAGUCUUGCCAGAUGACAUUGGUGACAAGUUUACCAUCAGCACAUGGAUCAAGGUGGCCAAAUCCAAAGGUCGCCAAACUAUUGUUGCCAACACUGAUAAGGAACGCCUGGACCGUGUACAUUUCUCUCUGUCUAUAUAUGGGAGCAAGCUGAUUUUUUUGCACAAACGUGAGGCCAUACACGCUAACCGCGAUGUCUACUGCAAUGCAGAAUUUCAGUACAAACCAGCCAUUUUUGACGACAAAUGGCAUCAUAUUUUGGUGAUUGCUGACGGCUGUGCUACCAAGAUGUAUGUUGAUGGAGAGCACUACGCAGCAGUGAUAACUGAAGCAGACCGAACCCUCCACAACUCAAACCUGAAAAAUAAGGUGACUGUUGGUGCCCGCUAUUUGGCAAAGGAGGGAGUUUACACUGAUAGGCUCACAGGAUAUUUGUCUGGACUUACAAUCAGGCCCAAUAGCACUCUUAAUGAACAGGUUCUGGGCUGUGUGAUUGGCUGUAAAGAACAUGUGAAUGUUGAUGGCCCUCUUCCUCCUAAAUUCUUGGCCAAAAUCAUUGAUUUUGGAAGUAUUGCAAUCACUGGGGAAGGAUCACCUAGUGACUUCAUCAAGGCCUUGCAAAGUCUUGUGUACAUUAAUGAGCGCAUGGUGCCAACACCGGGAAAACGCUCCGUGAUCAUUGAGGCCAAGAUUAAUGAGAAACCACUGGCAACCAUCACUGUGGACAUUAACGUUGCAGGAAAUACACGUCCUGUGAUAAUUGUUGAAGGUUUGGACGCAGACAUUGGACUGAACUGGGCGAAGAGAAAGGUUGUAAAACAGAAAGGUUUGCAUGUGUUUGAUUCCCUGGAAAUCGAUUAUGAUGCUUGUCCAAGAGAUGACGAGUUCUCUCCAAUCGACAAGGUGCGCUUUUUGGAUGAAGCAGUGGUAAAAGUUAAGCCGGCCUUCAAGAAAGGAGAAAGUUUUAAUUUUCCCACAGGAAUUAAAGGACUGAAGGAGAAGGGACUGACUGUGAGUUUCAACAAUGAGGAGCUUGUUAUUCGAGGAAUUGCACACUUUUCAGAAUACGAAGAUGUCCUUCGACAGAUGGUGUAUGUGAACUUGGAUCCAGAUGACCUGAUGCACCUAGAGAUAACUGUGACUUUGUCAACCCUGAAGGGCAAAUGCAAAAGUGAUUCAGAACGACUUAACAUCAACACCAUUCACUCUAACAGAGGAUUCAAAGACUACAACAUCAAGUUUGCCGAGAACAACCAGAAGGAAGAGAUGAUGCCUGGUAUUGUUUCUGUGGAAGCUGCCAUGGGCAAGGAGUCAUCAAGUGGUCUGUCCAGUGGGGUCAUGGCUGCGAUUAUUGUUUGCAGUCUGGCUGUUUUUGCCUUCCUUCUUGUGCUUGGCAUCUUCAAGUACAGACAGAGGCCAGAGACUGUGAAAGUCGUACCGCCUGGUGACGACAAAGAGGAGAUGUACUGGGAUGACACUGGUCUGAGUGGUGUGCGUAUUACUCUGAAUCCCAUGCAAAAAUUCCAGGAGCUAGACCUGAAUGAAGAUGGCAAUAACACGGAAAAGUCUGACACUGAAGACGAGGAAGGCACAGCAACAAAAGGCCUGUUGGAGUGGGACAACUCUGAUAUGUAAUCACCUGUGGUGACCUUGUGAAACAAAGUUUUUGUUUAAGGGUGGAAGUUUAGUAUCAUGGUUUGUAAUUGGUUUGAAGCUUCAGGUUUUUUUUCCUUCAAUUUUUUUAAUUUGAUUCAAGGGAGAGAGUUAAAAACAGUUAGAAGUUGAAACUCAAUCCAUUUUCCUUCAAGAAAGUUGGAGUAAUUUUGCCUUGAUUAACUGGUUGGUAAUGAUCUACCAGCAUUUCAGUAGAUUUCUGUCUGUGAACUUGAAGCCGUGCUACUGAUUGUUUGAAGUUUGUUCGUUUUUUUUGUCAGUGUUUUCUUUGCAUUCUUUUCAUUGAUGUGGCAUUAGUUUUAAGGUAUUUUGUAGAUUUUUUUAAAAAAAUACUAUUUCUUAAACUUUGUUUACCUUUCACACUUGUUCAAGGUGUGUAAAAAUGAUAUAUAAUCUUGUUGAGAUAAAAACAGAAUUUGUGAUUCCUUUCUUUCCUCGUUUUCUUUUUCAUUAUUAUGUAAGUAACCCUAUAGUAACAAAAAAGAAAACUUCAGUAAAAAUAUCAAGGAAAAUUUACUAGAUAAGAAACCUAUGUGCAGUGCAUACCUGUUUUGUGGAAUUUAAGUAUGGGUCAUGGAAAGUCAUGGAAAUUAUUGAAUGUGAUACUUUUGAGAAUGAAUCUCGUAAAAAAACCUCAUUAUAUGAUUACAUUUACUUGAUUUUGGAAGCACUUUAUUUUUUUAGGUUAUGAGUAACAUCUGUCAUGGAAAAUCAGGACUUGUUUUAUUGACAACUCAUGUAAUUUUCCUUUCUGCUACUUAAUUGUCAUCUCAAGUUAUUCAACAAGGAUUUUUUUGUAAUACAAAUUUGAUUUUGUUAGAGAAAAUGUGAGUUUCUGAAAAGUUUGAGAAAAAAAUAGUGGUAAGGGGUAUCAUGAUUUGAGAUUUCCAUGCCUGUGUAAAAUUGAUUUUUGGGAUUAUUUUUGUGAUUUUUCAUAUUGUAAUUGUUAUUAUUUGUAAUGAAUUAAGUGAGAACUGAAGUCAUGUUAUCUUGUGUUAGCUUAGGGAAAGCUCAAACUUUUUUUUACCACUGAAGAUAGAGUUCAACUUUUUUUUGUAUAAAUUUAAUAAUAUGACAUUAAAAUAUGCUAGUAAUGCCUUGAGUGUACAUAAAUAUAAUGAUGCAUUAGUUGUGCUUUGUGAGUUACUCAUCAUACUCUGAAAAUUAGUUUGGGUGAAUUGUUGGUAGAAAAAAUGCAACAUCAGGAAAAAUUAAAAAGAAAAAAGAAAAAAAGUAUGUAAGGUUGAAUAGAGGUUGUGAUCAUGAUGGUAUUGUAACUGUCGUAAUAGCUUAAGAUCUUUGAUUUCUUUAACUCCCAAAAGUGAUUAACAUGUUAGUUCUCCUUGGAAUUCCAACAAGUUACAGACAAACAUGUCAGCUUAAGGGAGAGUUUUUUGAAAUAAGACCAAAUUCUGCUGUCUUAUUUAAAAGGAAAAGUAUGGCAGUCGGCAGGGAUAACUAAUUAUUUGAUCAUGGGAGUUAAAGAGGUUAAAGGCUAUAUAUUGACUUGUGUAGGAUUCGCAAAAUGGGAAGUGUUGAUCGAUUUUUCGUCCGAUGGAACAAAAAUUGUAGAAUAUAUGUAGAGGCUGAUGGUUAGUGGAAGUCAGUAGAGUUUGGUAAGACCUCAAAGCAAUUUUUGUUCUAAUAAUACAAAUAUAAUAAAAGCGUUAACCCCCUAUGUAAGGAAACAUCAUAACCAUUAAACUGCUGCUAUUAUACAAUGUAAAA